Molecule: messenger RNA, 4236 nt
Organism: Penicillium bovifimosum
Lineage: Eukaryota; Fungi; Ascomycota; Eurotiomycetes; Eurotiales; Aspergillaceae
Exons: 9
Coding region: 1-4236 (1411 amino acids)
Source: RefSeq, a predicted model, not a curated record
AUGCGGGUUUGGCAAGCUCUUUUGCUCGUGAUCCAGCUGGGUGUUCUUGCGCAGAGCUCUCAUCAUCACCAUGAUCAUCAUCACGAUGAUAUCCAUGUAAGGGCUCACGACCUGUCCAGACGGGAAAUCUCUUCCUCCUUGGUCAAGGUUCACGCAACGACGACGAGUGCUACAUCUUUCUCCAAGAGCACUUCAGAUUCAGCCGAGGCUGUCUCCAGAGCGUUGAAAGUCUUGAGUUUGAGAAACAAACUUCGCUUGGACAAUGUUCAAUACAACAAAUACGAACUUGGCACUCCAAGUAGUCUUCGCUCCAAUGACUCCGCUUCGUCUGAACUUGACUAUAGCGAGGAGGCCAUUGAUCAAAUGGAAAGCACACGGAAAACUCUCAAUCGGAGAGAUUCUAACGCAACUACGCAAUAUGGAUAUUCGAUUCCUGUGGAGCUCAGAACGGCCGCUAGAAUCAUUGCCGAGUCAGAGCCUCCUUCUCCAUCCACCGGUAACCACAGCGCCGUUGCUGCUGAGAUGCGCGCAAAGUAUGGAAGUAAGGCCAAAGAUACGUUGAUCCCACAGCAGGUCUUGCGGGCGCAAGAUGGACUGUCUGAAUAUGUGGCAGAUACCAAUGAGUCUGCACCUGUCCCUGGCUAUACCGGUGAUGGAAGUUUGAAAAGCCGAGCGGCAGCAACUUGGUGGAUGGCAACCAUGACGCAACGCGGAAGCAGCCCCUACGCUCCUUCUGGAUAUAAGGUAAUUACAACCAUGGAACAUUCAACAUAUAUGGGCGUUGUUCCGGAUGCUAAAUUAUAUUUCAAGGUUUGGAGAAAUGUGAAAGACUAUGGCGCUAAAGGCGACGGCGUUACUGACGACACUGAUGCUAUCAAUCUUGCUAUCUCCGACGGUGGUCGUUGCGGAGCCAACUGUGGCUCCAGCACAAUUUAUCCAGCUGUUGUAUAUUUUCCACCAGGGAACUACUUGGUCAGCACUUCGAUCAUCCAGUAUUACAACACUCAGUUGGUUGGUGAUCCUCUAGAGCUUCCUACCAUUCUUGCGGCAUCCAGCUUUGUAGGUCUCGGUGUUGUGACUUCAAAUGUUUAUGUUGGGGACCAAGACGAAUGGUAUCUCAACACAAACAAUUUCUUCCGCAGCGUCCGUAAUUUCAAAAUCGACAUCACCCGAACAGAUCAACAGGCAUAUAUUUGCGCCAUUCAUUGGCAGGUCGCGCAAGGAACAUCGCUUGAGAACCUUGAAAUAUACAUGACCCAAGAUGCAAACACGACCCAACAAGGAAUAUACAUGGAGAAUGGAAGUGGUGGAUUCAUGAGCGAUCUGACUUUCGUUGGUGGAAACUUUGGUGCUUACCUAGGUAACCAGCAGUUUACUACUAGUCAUUUGGUAUUUGUAAACUGCAAUACAGCGCUCCAAAUUCAUUGGGACUGGGCAUGGACUAUGCAAGAUGUCGUCGUUGAGAGUUGCGGCACCGGUGUUAUCAUUGUCGGUGGAGCUGGUGGUCCAUUUAGUACCGGUCAAGGGGUUGGUUCAUUCGCUCUGAUUGAUGCUGUCAUCGCCAAUACUCCCACUGGAAUCAAGACUACUCUGUUCAACGAGAACUCCACCGCAUUGCUUCUGCAGAAUGUUGGCUUCUACAACACCCAAAACUCCAUAUAUGAUGACAACGCACAGAAGGCCCUUGUCCCCGGUGGUGAUUCCACUGUACUCGAUUCCUGGGGAUUCGGAAUGGUAAAUGACCCAAGCGGUUCACGUUUUGCUUCUGGAGAAAACCUCUUGGCAAUGAAUCGGACUGCUUCUCUUGUUGGCAGUAACAUCUACAACGUCAAACCCAACUUCUUUACUCGCCGCAGGCCAAAAUACGCUGAUCUUGGAAAUACUCAAGUCUUGGAUGUUAAGGCACUGGGAGCCAAAGGUGAUGGUGUCACUGACGACACGACCGUUUUGAACAGUAUCCUUUCGCUCGGGUCAAACAUGUCUUCCAUUGUCUAUUUCCCUCAUGGUAUCUAUGUCAUCAAGGAUACUCUGAAGAUUCCAAAAAACUCCCGAAUUAUUGGACAAGCCUGGUCCCAGAUCAUGGCUACUGGUCCCAAAUUCCAAGAUAUGAGCAGUCCGCACGUUGCUAUCAGAGUGGGACAGGAGAUGGACGUUGGUAUUGUUGAGAUACAAGACCUUUUGUUCACAGUCUCCGGUCCUACAGCCGGAGCUAUCCUCAUGGAGUGGAACCUUCACGAAUCGACACAAGGCUCGGCUGGACUAUGGGACUCUCAUUUCCGUGUUGGAGGCGCUAUGGGUUCCAAUUUGCAGACCAGUGAUUGCCCCAAGGAAAGCGGAAUUGUGAAAAAGGAUUGCAUCGCAGCCGCUCUCAUUCUGCGAAUGACACGUAGCUCCUCUGCGUACCUCGAAAAUGUUUGGGUAUGGACUGCAGACCACGACCUUGACAAAGUCUCCCAAGAUCAGAUUGACAUCUACGCCGCCCGUGGAAUUCUGAUUGAAAGCCAGGGUCCCACAUGGUUAUAUGGCACAUCUUCUGAGCACCAUGCUCUCUAUCAGUACGAACUCUAUCAAGCCAAAGAUAUCGUUAUGGGCAUGAUUCAAACCGAGUCUCCAUACUACCAGCCUGUCCCCCGGGCCCCGCAGCCGUUCAUAGUCGGUCAUUUCCCAGCCGAUCCCGAUUUUACAGAUUGUACUGCCGCUUCAACCACAUGCCCUGUCUCCUGGGCCUUGCGAAUCAUUGAUUCAUCUUCAGUGUAUCUUCUUGGCGCUGGACUCUAUAGCUGGUUCUCUGAUUAUUCACAGACAUGCGUGGAUAACGACCUCUGUCAAGAUCGGGCUUUCGAAAUCGAGGAGAGCUUCGAUAUCUGGGUCUAUAACCUGGUCACCAAGGCUAUCCGUGAGAUGGUGAGCCCAGCGGGCGAAACUCCAACUUACGCCGCUGCCAACAAAAAUGGAUUCUUAUCGUCUCUGCUGGCUUGGGUCAGGAAAUCCAAAGACAUCAUUGGAAGUCGAGAGUUCCCAGGUUUUACAGUGUGGAGUGCCGACACAGAGACUCUGUCCUCUCUUCCUUCUGCAUGCAAGACGUCUCUCUCACAGAAAAUCAAGUGUGACCCGUGGGCGAAGAUGUUCCUUCGGGAUACGUACCGGGGCAGUCUGAACAAUGACACCCUUACAGAUUCAAUUUGCGAUGGAACUUGUGGAGCAUCGUUGAAGAGUUGGUUUGACAGUGUGCAGACUACUUGUAUUGGAUACAACGUCUCUGGCUCGGCUCCUACCAAAUACGGAGGACAGAUCUGGUCUGGGUGGAAUGAGACCUGUCUGAAAGAUCCGGCGACGGGGGAUUACUGUAACGACGUGAUCGAUGGUUUUAGUGAGGUCAUUUAUACCAAGGACAUGCCUGAAAGUGAACUCUGCUCCUUCUGCUUUGUCAAGAGGCUGGAGAUGAUGCAAAACUCGUCUUAUUCAGUCUAUGAUAAAUACUUCCAAGUGGAUUUGGAAGUUGUUCAUGCUCAAUGUGGCCUCUCAGGGCCCACAACAAUGCCGCCGUCUUUGGAUGCUCCCCCGCAGUUCCCGCCUGAGCCUGUUUGUGUGUCUGGUGCUUUCCACACAACCGUUUCUGGUGACACAUGCGACUCUAUUGCAUUGAAGUAUGGUGUGUCCUCUGCUGCUUUGGUAAUGGCAAACUCCCGCCAGCUCAUGAUAUGCGACGAACUACCUUCAAGUAUGAACCUUUGCCUGCCCACCACUUGUGCGAGCACGUACCUCAUGCAAAAUAACGAUACUUGCAAGUCGAUUGAAUCUGCCAAUAUACUGUCUCCUGGCGAUGUGCGGCGGUAUAACUCCUGGGUUGAAUUCGACUGCUCUAACCUUCAGAGCUCGACGCAAUCAUUUGGUCGCAUAUUAUGCCUUGGUGUUGAAGGUGGAAACCACACAGCAACAGCUCCAAUUCCUGGAGUAACUCUGGGCCCAGGAAAAACUACAGGCUACGCACGGACUGCUGUAGACGCUCCAUCCAACGCCACUGUGGCGGAAGGUUCUACACUGGAAUGCGGGAGAUGGCAUGUUUUCUCGCAUGGCGAAAAUUGCGCUACGAUUUGCGUUGAGGAGUCAAUCACCUCUGCGCUCUUCCUUCAGCUCAACCCGUCCUUAUCGGGCUCCAAUUGUUCAACGGCAUUGGUGAUUGGAAGCGCCUACUGUGUUGUUCCUACUCUGAGUUGGACGACGGCUUCAUCUUGA